Parascedosporium putredinis is the source of this 603-nucleotide messenger RNA. The record is from the annotation of a GenBank genome assembly. NCBI's taxonomy places the organism in Eukaryota, Fungi, Ascomycota, Sordariomycetes, Microascales, Microascaceae.
AUGUGCUCGCUCUUCCGAUCUCGACCCCAGGGCGGUCCUUUCAUCACCCUCAACGGGCCUGAAAACAACACCGUAUACACCAAAGACGCGCAGGGCGGAAAGACCCCGCGCUACAUCAUCGACAAGCUCAAGAACGAGAGGAAGAUCUACCGCAUCCUUCCCGAAGGCAAGCGCACACCCAUCGGGACCAUCGAAAUCUCCAGUGUUCGCGGCGUCACCCACGUCUGGGUCGGCGACUGGGAACUCAGCUUCUCCCGGCAGUGGUACGGCGCCGAGUACCGCGUCUUCGUCAGGACGCACAUGGGUCAGAUGUACUGGGCACCCACAGGCAUCAUUGGCGAGGCCAUGGUGUUGAAGGAUAGCCAGCGACGGACACUAGCGCGAUACAACACCUCUUCGAUAUCGUGGGGCAACAGGGACUUGGAGAUCUUCGUGGAGGCUGACGACACCCUCAUCGAUCUCAUCGUCGUGUGCGCAGUCGCUCUCAAGGGAGGAGGGCGUAGAAUCCUCGCGACAAUAAGGCUAUUGCGCAACGGAAAGCUGAACAACAGAUUCAUUUUGGCUUGGCUUUUCUGCCUCAUAUUUGCAUUUUUUGUCGUCUAG